CAGAGGAUCUCUCUUUCUCUCUGUUUCAUCUUCCAUGGAGAGUCAACAUCAGAUUCACCACGGCGUUGCUCCCCCAGAAGGAGAAGGAAGUGAUGCCUUUCACGAAGUUUUCCUUCUCUGAUCUUGAGAAGGCCACCCAGAACUUCGCCAACAAGAAGUUCAGCACAAAUGCUUGGCCCGAUCCUGAGAAGUUUGAGGAAGAGGCCAAGAGAGUUGGGGAGUUGAAACACAAGAGAAUCGUCAGUUUGAUCGGAUGUUGCGCUGAUGGAGAUGAAAGGCUUCUUGUUGCAGAGUUCUUGCCAAAUGAUACUCUUGCUAAGCGUUUAUUUCAUGGUAUGCCAAAAAGACUUUCACGAUGGUUUAGAGAGGGACCAGAACUAACAUUUUAUUGA
Messenger RNA from Brassica oleracea var. oleracea, 392 nucleotides. Its product is annotated as probable serine/threonine-protein kinase At4g35230. The record is from RefSeq and is a predicted model, not a curated record. Gene Ontology annotation, molecular function: protein kinase activity. Bases 93 to 392 code for a protein of 99 amino acids. The transcript is spliced from 2 exons. NCBI's taxonomy places the organism in Eukaryota, Viridiplantae, Streptophyta, Magnoliopsida, Brassicales, Brassicaceae. Gene Ontology annotation, biological process: protein phosphorylation; brassinosteroid mediated signaling pathway.